AUGGAAGCAACGCAAGAAGCCACCCAGCCAUGCACGGAUCCACGCCGCCUGGGCCACAACAAUUCCGGUCUGUUAGGGGAUGAUGUGUCGGAUGUCAUCUGCAUUCUACACCCUAACUCGCUCUAUGCCCAUGAUGCAGUGGCUGCGACUGCUAAUAUUCGCCCAGAUCACAUCUUGCAGAGGGAGAAACUGGCAUAUGAAUCCGCUGAUACUGCAGCACUAGAUAUUGCUCUGCGACUCUCGUCGAACGUCCGCGACCUAGGCUCUGGCUUUUGCUUUGGCCGCAACCCCUCACGCUGUGACAUUCUUCUAUCGGCCGAUGAUAGUUCCAAGCGGAUCUCCAACUGUCACUUCCGGAUUUAUCUCACAAACGAUGGCAUCUUAAUGCUCGAAGAUACCUCCACAAACGGCACCCUGGUGGACAAUAAUCGUAUCCGCAAAAAUGAGGUCAACAGUCGAAUGCUCACCAACGGCUCUGUCAUCCAGGUGGUACAUGGCCCCCUUGCUUCUGACGAAGUUAGGUUUAUUGUCCGAAUGCCAUCCCGAGAUACCUUUGCGAUGCAGUACACAGAGAACAUAGUCCGGUACCUUGAGCGAGUACAGAAGCAUCAGACGGGAGUUGUGCAACCCAUAACUCGUCAAGGCUCACAGCCUCUGCAGUGGGCUGUCGCUCAGACAUUUGGAAUGCAUUGGACCGGAGGUGCAAAAUACAACAUAACUGGACAAAUCGGCAAAGGUGCUUUUGCAACAGUUUACAAGCUCGCGACGAAACAACAUGGCAUAGUCUUCGCAGCCAAAGAGCUUGAGAAGACUCGUCUCUUAAAAACUGGUGCCCAGAAGGUUGACAACGAAAUGAGGAUCAUGAGAGAUCUCAAGCAUCCCAACAUUGUGCAAUAUGUUGAUUACCAUGAGCACGACAGGUGGAUUUACAUCAUCAUGGAGUAUGUGCCUUGUGGAGAGUUGUCUACCUACCUUCAUAAUUGCAGGACAAUUUCGGAGCCAGUGGUCCAGCAGAUGACUCGACAGAUCUUGCAUGCGUUGAAGUAUCUCCAUAAUCGCAGAAUCACCCAUCGAGAUAUCAAACCGGAUAACAUCCUCAUCUCGUCAUUUGAGCCUUUCAGAGUCAAGCUCUCAGACUUCGGGCUUUCGAAAGUGGUGCAAGAAGAAUCGUUUCUCAAGACCUUUUGCGGCACGCUUCUGUAUUGCGCGCCUGAGGUGUAUCCGGAGUAUGCAUCCUAUCGCGCAGGUGAAGUCAGGAAGAGGCGUCGAUUUGGUGACCCGCCGCCCAAGACGACACCAUACGACCAGUCCGUGGAUAUAUGGUCAUUUGGUGCUGUCCUCUAUCAUAUCCUGGCUGGUGUUCCUCCGUAUACGGGCUCAGCCGAAGAUAGAGGCGCCAAGAUGCUACGUCUUAUCAUGACAACUGACCCAGAUUAUGAUCGCCUUCGCCAAGCGGGCAUUUCGGAAGCCGGUAUUGAUUUCGUUUCCCGGCUCCUCAAUCGUGAGCCGCAUUCCCGGCCCAAUGAACAAGAAUGCUUCCAGCAUCCCUGGAUUGCCAAUGUCGAAGACGUCGAUGAAUACGAAGACGACGAAAUGCAGCCCGACGACUUUGGAGGAGCUCUGUCAGACAUCGGCGAGGACAUCGAAGGGGAAUUAGAUGCAUCUCAACUUUCACUCGACGAAGAUGCGGAGGAACCCGACUCGGCCGAGGGCAACCAGUUGACCCAGUCAAAACGACCUCGAAUUGACAAUCCCGCGGCAGAUAUUUGCUAUCCAUCGCUCCCAGCCCUCGAAACGCCGAAUGACAUCCAGCCUGGUCCGGAGGCUACGCCUAAGCGUCUGUUUGGCGAAAUCACCCCGGCUGCUCUCCCCAGCUCGCACGCAUUGGGUGUGGGUGCCAGUUUGGAAGCCGACGAUGGCGACGACUAUAAUUUGAAAAUGAACUCGUCCCAACCAGCCAUAUUCACGGGAGUCGAAACACCGACAAAACGAACUAGUCCAGCUGACAAACAGGAGGCCCCGACAGGUGGGAACGUACCAACCCCAGGUCGAGCGACUCGCAGCCAAUCAACCCCUAAGGCCUCGAAAUUUAGUCGUCGAAUCGAACUUCCCCUUCCCGACAGCGCCAGUAAUACUUCCAGCAACGGGAGCAAGCCAGCAAGUAUCACCAGUCGCAGCAAAUCACCUACCAAGUCGCCUACCACACCAGCCGCUGCGGCAGCAGUUGAUGAUGAACUGGCUGUCACACUUGAUGCUCGAACCGGAAAAGAAAUCCCCGUUCCCUCCGCCCCGAAUUCCCAAUUCCAGUCCGACUGUAUCCCCCCUGAGCUUAGUAUUCCCCGAACUAUCCCCCCUCUACAGUCUCGCAAAAAUCGGCCUUUGCUGGGAAAACUGACAAGCGUUCCGGGCUCUAUUCUCGACAUUACUAUCCGUUUGGAAACCCGAAUGACAUCUUGGGGACGUGGCCCGCUAGCAACCGUUUGCUAUCCAGAUCCCUUAGACACCCGCAUUCCUGCCUACGCCUUGGAAGUGACAUUUUGGACCCCAGCCAUUGAAGCACGAAUCGCGGCCGGAGAUGACUGGAUGGCUAUUCCUGGAGUGAUGGCGAUUCUUUCCACGAAGACGCGCAAUUGUAUUUGGGUCAACGACACGGAGUUACGGCGCGGUGAUGAGAAUGGACGCCCGGGGCUUCAGUUUGGAAAGCUAUACACUGGAGAUAUUAUUACCGUUUACAGACAACGAAACAAAUUUCUCAAGCUCCAAUGCGAGUUUUACCACGGCGACAGUGCGCGUCCACGACCAGAUCACGAGAAGGGCUUCACCGUUCGCAAAGUCUUGAAGUCGAAGAAGGAAGACAUGGGCACCAAUCGUCAACGGGUGCAGAAGAAAAACAACUUGAAAAAAUAA
Molecule: messenger RNA, 2907 nt
Organism: Aspergillus chevalieri
Lineage: Eukaryota; Fungi; Ascomycota; Eurotiomycetes; Eurotiales; Aspergillaceae
Product: serine/threonine-protein kinase
Exons: 3
Coding region: 1-2907 (968 amino acids)
Biological process (GO): peptidyl-serine phosphorylation; autophagy
Cellular component (GO): cytoplasm
Molecular function (GO): protein serine/threonine kinase activity; protein binding; ATP binding
Source: RefSeq, a predicted model, not a curated record